AUGGAUGAUAAUUUUGUAAACACUACCGCUACUAUCUCUAAUAAUUUGAUCAAAUAGCCCACAAUAGUUUAACCGAAGUAACCACUUAAUCUGAAAAAGCAAUUUACAUUGAUUUAAGAGGAAGUCGAUCAAGAAAUUGAGAUUAAUUCUGCCAAGUUAGAUAAAAAUAAAUCAAGGAACAAAGCAAACAAAAUCAUUCAAAAAUAGCGAUACCAAACUCUUGAAAACGGAAUGAAAAAAGUAGAAAGUCUUUUCAAAGAAAUAGAUUAUAUCAUGUAAAAUUAAAGUCAGCAUAAGCCUUAUGAGAAUUUGUAAAAUAAGUCAAAAUAACUCAUGAAUUUUUGCAGCCCAGUUUAUAAAAAGCAAAAGAGAGAAUUCGAACAUAAGAAUAGAAAAGGGUAUAUGAGUUUAGUUAGUAAGAUAAAAGAAAGUUCUCAACUUGUAUCUUAAGUAAAGACUGGUAAAAGUUUAUUUGAAAAUACCAACGUCACUGAUUAUCACAUACCUGUAUUCAAAGAGUAAAGGCUUAAAACUGACUUAUAAGACUUGAUAAAUAAGAGCUAAGAUGAGAUAAGUGUUAAAGCCAAUAAGUAAAAUUUGCAACUGAUGGAAUGUCUAUCACCCUAGAAGCUGCUUAAAAAGAAAAUGGAAGAGAUCAAACUGAAAAGUAAUAGUAGCAUUAUUGAUAAUGGUCUUGGAGGAUUUGGAACUUAUGCUACUUAAAUGUCAAAUCAUUAUUCUAUCAAUAUUAGUAAAAAUCUGCAGAUGUCUGAUAUUUCCUUAUAAAAAGUUUAGGAAAAGAAGUCAACAUAAAUUUUACCAAGUAUUACAAUUAAUCGCAGAAAAAGUAGUAUGGGUGUCAACUCAACAGCAACUAAAUCAGUAGUUGGUUAUGAAUAGGUGGAAGAUUAUCAAAGUAAACCUUAUUCCAAAAAAAUUGAAGAGCUUAAGAACAUAAAAAAAACCUUUGAUUUUCCAAAUAAUCCAGCCUAUCUAUUUAAAAAUCAAAGGAAUAAUAAAAAAUUGAAGUAUCUCUCAGAUUAUUGCAGAGAGAAUCAGAUAGCAAUGAGCAAAAAUGAAGAAAUUAUAAUGAAUCUUGAUCUAUCUAAACUGCAACAUAGAAUCUGGAAACAUUCCGUCUCUGAGUUAUACGACUAUAAGAAAAAUAUAAAGCCGGAUGAGGACUAACUAAUUGAAGACUUUGAAAAUUAUGGGAAGGAAAAACCUCCCAAGAAAUCUCAACUAUCAAUGACAAUUGAUUCUUCAUCAAUUCUAGACCAGCCAAGAUAAAGUAUACAUAACUAUAAUAAAAAUUGGGAACAAAAUGUGAAAUCAAUACUCAGGAAAAAGACUAUUAGAGGCUCUAAUUAAGGCAGUCUUAAAAGUAGUAACAGAAAUUCUGUAUAGUCUUCAGCAAGUAAUGCAAGUUAAAGCAAAAGUAAUUCCAAAAAUAAUUCCUACUACAGCAGAUCAAUAAUGAGGCAAUCAAAGUUUGCUGAUAAAUUAACAUAAAUAUAAAAUAAUAAGAAAGCAAUAGAAUAAAAGAGAGUUUAAGAUUUCUUCCAACUUGAAUAAAAAAGAAAUCAAAGGCUAAACUUGCUUAAGUAAUAGCUUGAGAAUCCCUAUCUUCUUAGAUAGGCUAAGAUUAAAAAAGUUAGAAGUAACUCGAAAAGACUCAGUAAUGCAUCAUCAGAAGAUCUAGAUACAUUAUCUAGUAGUGAAGAUGAAAGGAGAAAAAAGUAGUCUCAGUCAGUAUUAGAUAUCUAAAAUAAGAAAAAACUAAGAAGAAAGCCUAUUUACAAGUUAAUAACUGCUACUUAAUCUAUUAAAAAGGGCAAAAAUAAGAUUAACAGUAACUUGAUAAAGCUGAUUUAGAGACUAGAUCUGGAUAGGCCUCUAAUGCUUAGAGAGAAGCUAGAUAUUAUUUGGAAGACUAAGCCUAAAAAUUAAAUGUCUUCAAUAUCUCUUGGUAUACAAGAGAUAAAUUUGACAUAGAAUUUUGGAGAAAAUCAAAAAAGUAUUUAAAACUUAGGCAACGCUUCUAGAAUGGAAAUACCUAAUUUUAGUAAGGAUAAGGAUAAUUUGCCAGUAAAUAACAGAAAUUCUACGAUAUCAAUUGUUAAUCAGAACAACAGCUUCAAUCAAAGAAAUUAAAGCAUUAGUGCUAUAUCUAAGACAGCUACAAACAAGGAUAGUGAAGAGUAUGAGAGUCUGAAUCUAAGAGUUGAACUAGAAAAGAAGAAAAUGGAAAGAAUGAGCUUGAAUAAUUAGUAAAGAGAAGCAUACAACAAAUUAUUGCAUUUCUUAGAAAAGCGUAGUAAGGCGAUAUAGCCUGAGGAAAAACAAUUUAUGAAUAUCAUAAAAAUUGUUAUUGACGGAGGAUGGGUAAUAAGAGAAUAAGAGUUCGAACAAAUAUUAGGCUUCAUAGAUUUCAAGCAAGAUUUAAAAGAUCUCAAUGAGAAAUAGUUAAAGCUUUAUAAUAAAGAAUUUAUCUCAUUCUUUGAAAAUGCUAUUGAGGAACUUAGAUUUAAUAGGGAAUAUUUACAAUACAUAAAAAAUUUAAAAGGACUUGAAUGA
Messenger RNA from Stylonychia lemnae, 2577 nucleotides. Lineage: Eukaryota; Ciliophora; Spirotrichea; Sporadotrichida; Oxytrichidae. The record is from the annotation of a GenBank genome assembly.